AAUUCAAUUUCUCAUUUUAUUUUUCUCAAUGAGUUUGGGAGGGGUAGAAUGCGUGUGUACGUCUUAUUCCGGAUAUAAAGUUUAUUUUAUUAUUAUCAGAUCGAAUAAAAAGGAACAUUAAAAAUGUGUACAUCAUAGACGUUCUAUAUAGUGUUUACAAAUGCUUGUUUAGUAUUUGCCUUUUGUGUUAGUGUCGAUAAUCAUGCAAAAUGGCCAACGAUCUGUGGUCAUGUACCUGUUGUACCGAGGCUCUGACUUGCUGGUUGCGUCUCAAGCUAUCGCCCGAGGAGAUCGAGCAAAGGUACAGAAGCAAAGAGAUCGACAGAAUACUUGAGAAAGAUAAACAGACGCUACGGCGGCAAGUUAAAUUAUUGCUACUUGGUGCGGGUGAAAGCGGAAAGUCAACAUUCCUGAAACAGAUGAGGAUAAUACACAAAGUGAAGUUCGAGCCGGAACUAGUGCGCGAGUAUCAACAUGUGAUAUAUCAGAACAUUGUGAAGGGCAUACAAGUGUUAGUGGACGCGCGGGACAAGCUCGCGAUACCUUGGGAAAACCCGAGAAAUUUGGACAUCGGUCAACAAGCAUUGCAUUUCAACAGUACGGCUUCGCUGGACAGCCGACUGUUCAUGCAUUAUGCACCGCAUAUACACUCGCUGUGGUUAGACAGAGCCAUAAAGAGGGCCUACGACAGGCGUAGGGAAUUUCAAUUGAGUGACUCGGUGAGCUAUUUCUUUGGGGAGCUGGAGCGUAUAGCGCGGCCGGACUAUGUGCCCUCUCAUCAAGACAUCCUUCACUGCCGGAAAGCCACGAAGGGCAUCACGGAGUGUACCAUAAAUAUCAACAAUGUGCCAUUCGUAUUCGUCGAUGUCGGCGGUCAGAGGACGCAACGGCAGAAAUGGACGCAGUGCUUCGAUUCUGUCACGUCGAUACUGUUCUUAGUGUCUUCGUCGGAGUUCGAUCAGGUCCUGUCUGAAGAUAGGAAAACAAAUCGUCUCGAAGAAGCGCUCAACAUUUUCGACACGAUCGUGAACAACGUAAACUUCAAAGGCAUCUCUAUAAUACUCUUCCUGAAUAAGUCAGAUUUGCUCGCGAAGAAAGUGGCCAGCAAGGAGACGGACAUACGCUGGUACUACCCCCAGUUCACAGGUGACCCGCACAAUUUGAGAGACGUGCAAAUGUUCCUGCUCAAUAUGUUCGCGAACGUUCGAAGGGAACCAAAGACAACCCUAUACCACCACUUCACGACAGCCAUAGACACGCACAACAUAGAGGUUGUGUUCAAUUCAGUCAAAGACACAAUUCUCAAUCGCAAUCUCGAAUCUCUAAUGUUGCAGUGACGUGGUAGACACUAAGAACAUUUUGAAUUGUGAUAAAUUAAAAAAAAAAAUACUGAAUUCCUCUUUCCGUCUCCCCUAGAUGUUUUAACGUUCUGUUGUAAUUCCUGUUUCUGUUGUCUGCAUAGAAGCACUUUUAAAAGACAAAAAAAUACGUGAUUUUUUUUUUUAUUUAUUGGGCCUCGCCUACGGCCUACUUUCUGUAGUAUGUAAAUGCACGUUUACCGAUUUUGUUAUUACGGUAAUCAAUGUAUAUUCUAUCAUAUUGUAAUGAUAUAAUUGUAUAUCUGUUUAUUUAUGACCAAGAAUGUAGAUUUUCCACUCGUAUGAUGAUCACUUUUUGAUAACUUUACGUAUGUAUCAACGCUUUGUAAUUGUUUUUAUAAAUUUUAAGAUCUAGAUGACGUACUGGAAUAUACAUAGACGCAAUUUUGUAUUUAAAUAUAUCCCUAGUCUUUUAUAAUGACAAUGAUAUAGUUUCGACAAGAAUUGGUAUCGAUUUUAAAUAUAUCCACAAGUAUAACAGUAGUAACUUGAACUGCCAAUAAUCGUUUUAUCAUGCCAGGACAAGUUUAAACGAUUAAAGCGAAUUGUUAAUCGAAUAGAUAACGUACGAAUGAAGAAUCGAAAUAGGGUUGGAAAUUAAUAUUGAAACAAUUUGUAAAAUGUUUUAAAUAAAUUUUACUCAAAAUUAAUAAUUACUCAAAAGAUCAGUAGAGUUAAACGCUCAUAUAUACUUUAAUUUUUCAUUAAUUGGUACUACUAAAUAAAUAUAAAGGUAAUUUUGUACUACUACUAAUUGAGCCCUAAAAAAAUUGUUUUUAAAGCGUUAAAGCAGAGAGUGUUUACAUAUUUCCUUGCUCACCUUCGAAUGAGCUCAAUGUUUUGAUAAAUUGAAAGACUGUAUACAGUAUAAGGAUAUAAUUGUGACUUGUACGUAGUUUGAUGGAAUUAUAUUGGUUAUAUUUAUAUAUAAUAUGGAUGUUUAAAUUACGAUAACACAUUUUAUCGUCAAAAACUUUACGCUCAAACGUAAUAUAUAAUAAGGUUGUACAAAUUCGACGACGUAAUUAAAUUUAAUUUUUUUUUUUUUUUUGGUAUAAUUCGUAAUUGACAACCCUAUUUCGUUUUGUCAUAUCGUACAAGUUAAGUCCACGAAUAAAUGUAGCGAAAUGAACGCACGCAUGGUUUAAGUACAAUCGUAAGUACACUGGCAAUAUCGAUUCUGAAGACUUAUUCGAUUCUCUUUAAGGAGUGAAAUGUACAUAGGAACUGUGAUGAUAAAAUUUUGUAGGCUGUAAACAGCAACGAAGCGUUUUAAUAGCACAUUAUAUAUAUUAAAUACAUGUAUAUGUAUAUAUAGUAGAAAAUGAUUCGUCUCAAGUGUUUACGCUCAAUAUACAUACUAGGGCAAGUUUAGACGUUUUUUGGAUAUUAUAUACUUGUGUAAAUUUUAAAUUUUAUUUCGAUUAUUAUAAUAAUGUUUUCGCUAUCCGAUGAAUACGUUGAAAAAUUUAAUAAUUCGCCUUUACAAUUUUUACAAUUUUAAAUAAAAUUUAAGUGAUCGUCUGAUUUAAUUUUUUGAUACGAUAACCGUAAAUUUGAGCUAUCCUAUUUCUAUAUAAUGUUAAAAUAAAUAAUAAAGUGUUUUGAAAUUCAGUGAUAAAUGCAGAUAAACUUUCCGCUUUCGUCUUCUAUACAACUUUCAUCAAUGUUUUGGUCAUACAGUAUUCCGUCCUCUGACGCAACUUUAAACCUUGUAAACGAUAUAAAUAAAAUAAAUUUUCGUACGAUUUAAAAUGGGCACAAAAUGAACCGUUACGUUCAUUACCGUUUAAUGUUUUCUAAUUAUUUUAGUGCAUAAUUAUCGAUCAUAAUAAUUAUACUCAUUUAGUUUUAUAAACUGUA
Molecule: messenger RNA, 3242 nt
Organism: Vanessa atalanta (red admiral)
Lineage: Eukaryota; Metazoa; Arthropoda; Insecta; Lepidoptera; Nymphalidae
Gene: cta
Product: guanine nucleotide-binding protein subunit alpha homolog
Exons: 3
Coding region: 210-1337 (375 amino acids)
Biological process (GO): adenylate cyclase-modulating G protein-coupled receptor signaling pathway; Rho protein signal transduction
Cellular component (GO): heterotrimeric G-protein complex; brush border membrane
Molecular function (GO): D5 dopamine receptor binding; G-protein beta/gamma-subunit complex binding; GTPase activity
Source: RefSeq, a predicted model, not a curated record